Molecule: messenger RNA, 5095 nt
Organism: Carassius gibelio (silver crucian carp)
Lineage: Eukaryota; Metazoa; Chordata; Actinopteri; Cypriniformes; Cyprinidae
Gene: prkd3
Product: protein kinase D3
Exons: 19
Coding region: 602-3508 (968 amino acids)
Biological process (GO): protein phosphorylation
Molecular function (GO): ATP binding; protein serine/threonine kinase activity
Source: RefSeq, a predicted model, not a curated record
GCGAGCACACGCUCCGCGCUCACAUAACGGAAACUGCGCGUGAGAGACAUGCGCGUCAGGCAGCGAGAGAAAGAGAAAAACAUUUCUGCACUUAUGAAGCUCAACUUCUUCAGCUCGACAGACCUGCCAUUUCCUUCAAGUUUUACUUUAUCUGUCUAUGCGGCGUUUCUUGUUUGUCCGCGGAAAUGGAGAGCAGAUACUGAGGCGCGUUUGAAGUAGUAGAAUGUAACAUGAAAAGAGGACAGAAAGUUUUCAAACCGAGCUCAUGUAAGAGACUCUACAACCGAGCGAUGCCUUACUGGCUAAAUUAAGCGUCAGAAGCUUCCAAAAAGAAACCUCGAGACGUUUAAAGUCCUCGUUUUCCAUUGAUAGUAACGUAAGCUGUUUUUUUUUUCAUGUCUUCACUUGUUAGGGAAACGCCUUUCCAGCCUUAAAGGAAUGAGAGUUGAAUGAGGAGCUGGAUGAGAAUGGAAGCCACUUUGACAAACAUCACGCUGGCGUCCUGAUUGCUCAGCCGCUGAGUGACAGUCUUAUCAGUCCAACCUGUGCAACAUGUGCUGGAAAUCACACAGCCAGCCAUGAAGCAUGCUGUCUGGAUUGCAUGUUCUUAGAGGGAAACGUAGCGAAAAAUAGGCACCUUAUUCUUGGUCCGAUUUCGUUACUUUAUACCGCACGGAUUGCACAUGACCGCAGUGAUUCUCUUCACCUGCCUUAUGACAGAAGAAUAUUGUGUUUAAUUAAAAACCCAACCCGUUCACUCACUGGAUAUCAGCCACGGUUUCCAAGCUUGUCAGUUUUAUGGUUUACUUUCAAUCUGAGGAGGAAACUAAUGUCUGCCAGUAGUAGCACCUCUCCUCUGACUUUACCUAAACCCUUCGUCCACUCUCAGCAUCAGACUGCACCCCCAACCCCUUCUCCAUCACCCAGCCCUCCGGUGCCACUCUGUGUCCGGCUCUCCAAUGGGAAUCACAGUGUCCCGAGCCCCAGCUGCUCCUUCCACGGAGUGUCCUUCCUCCUCCAGAUCGGUCUCACCAGGGAGAUGGUCACCCUGGAGCCACACGAUCUGUCCCUCAGUUCUGUGAAGGAUUUGGUCUGCUCCAUAGUCGAUCAAAAGUUCCCAGAAUGUGGAUUCUUUGGCUUGUAUGAUAAGAUCUUGCUCUUCCGCCAUGAUCUGAACUCGGACAACAUCCUCCAGCGGCUAACAUCGGCAGAGGAUAUCCAUGAGGGAGAUCUGAUUGAGGUCGUCCUGUCCGCUCAAGCUACAGUUGAAGACUUCCAGAUCCGACCACAUGCGCUUUAUGUCCACUCCUACAAAGCGCCCACCUUCUGUGACUACUGCGGAGAGAUGCUGUGGGGACUCGUCCGACAGGGCCUCAAAUGUGAAGGAUGUGGCCUGAACUAUCACAAGCGAUGCGCCUUUAAGAUCCCUAACAACUGUAGCGGUGUAAGGAAAAGACGUCUUUCUAAUGUGUCUCUGCCCGGCCCGUCGCUGUCUGUUCCUCGUCCUGCUCCUGCAGAGCAUGCUGUCGUGAGCCUGGAAGAGCAGCGCCCCCAUCAGGAGCCAGGUAAGCGGAUACCAUCAUGGAGCGGCCGGCCAAUCUGGAUGGAGAAGAUGGUGCUGGGGCGGGUGAAGGUCCCUCACACCUUUGUCAUUCACACCUACACCCGUCCCACCAUCUGUCAGUUCUGCAAACGGCUGCUCAAAGGGCUUUUCCGCCAGGGCAUGCAGUGCAAAGACUGUAAAUUCAAUUGCCACAAGCGAUGUGCUUCAAAAGUACCAAAAGACUGCCUUGGAGUCUUCAAUGGAGAGCCGGCCAGCCCAGGUCCUGACUCUGAUACCACGAUGGAAGUCGACAGCAGUGAUGUGAACAGUGAUAGUAGUCGUGGUCUGGAUGAUUCAGAGGAACCUACCACUCCAGAAGACAAGAUCUUCUUUAUGGACUCCCCCUUCAUGGACCGUGAGAAGGAUGAAGAACCUGUGAAGACCAUCAGCCCCUCUACCAGCACCAAUAUCCCUCUGAUGCGUGUGGUCCAGUCCGUCAAACACACCAAGAGGAGGAGCUCCACUGUGGUCAAAGAAGGAUGGAUGGUGCACUACACCAGUCGAGACAACCUUAGAAAGAGACACUACUGGAGACUGGACAGCAAGAGUCUGACUCUGUUUCAGAAUGACUCAGGAGCCAAAUUUUACAAAGAGAUUCCCCUGUCAGAGAUCUUGCAGGUGGAGGUUGCGCGUGACUUCAGUAGUUUAGCCUUGGGGGGCAAUCCGCACUGCUUCGAGGUCAUCACUGCCACCAUGGUGUACUAUGUUGGUGAGAACACCGGCGGCCCCCACCUCCACAUCCACAACCCUGCGCUGGCUGCCGGUGGCGUGGGGCUGGAGGUGGCCCAGGGCUGGGAGAGGGCCAUCCGCCAGGCCCUGAUGCCCGUUCCAGUAACACCGCAGCCCAGUGUGGGCGCCGCUGCAGGACAGAGUAAAGAUCACAAGGAACUGUCCAUCAGCAUUUCUGUUUCUAACAGUCAAAUCCAGGAAAAUGUGGACAUCAGCUCAAUCUAUCAGAUCUUUGCUGAUGAAGUCUUGGGUUCUGGCCAGUUUGGCAUCGUUUAUGGAGGGAAACAUAGAAAAACAGGCAGAGAUGUGGCCAUCAAAGUAAUAGACAAGAUGAGGUUCCCCACCAAACAGGAGAGCCAGCUGAGAAACGAGGUUGCCAUUUUACAGAAUUUGCAUCAUCCUGGGAUUGUAAACCUGGAGUGUAUGUUUGAGACUCCAGAGAGAGUCUUCGUGGUCAUGGAGAAGCUCCACGGUGACAUGCUGGAGAUGAUCUUGUCCAGUGAGAAGAGCAAACUCCCAGAGCGCAUCACCAAGUUUCUCGUCACACAGAUCCUUGUGGCUUUGAGACAUCUCCAUUUCAAGAACAUUGUUCACUGUGACCUGAAGCCAGAGAAUGUGCUGUUGGCAUCCGCGGAGCCCUUUCCUCAGGUAAAAUUGUGUGACUUUGGGUUUGCUCGGAUCAUUGGGGAAAAGUCUUUCCGGCGUUCAGUGGUGGGCACACCAGCGUAUCUGGCCCCAGAGGUGCUGCGUAGUAAAGGCUACAACCGUUCCCUGGACAUGUGGUCAGUGGGAGUCAUUAUCUAUGUCAGUUUGAGUGGCACCUUCCCCUUUAAUGAGGACGAGGACAUUAACGACCAAAUCCAGAACGCAGCGUUCAUGUACCCACCAGCACCCUGGAAAGAGAUCUCUGCAGAAGCUACAGAUCUGAUCAACAACCUUCUCCAAGUCAAGAUGAGGAAGCGUUACAGUGUGGACAAGACCCUCAGUCAUCCGUGGCUACAGGACUACCAGACGUGGCUGGAUCUGCGAGAGUUCGAGACGCGCCGGGGGGAACGCUACAUUACUCACGAGAGCGACGAUGCACGCUGGGAAAAGUACGCUUACGAGCACAGUCUGAUGCAUCCCAAGCACUUCAUCAUGGCUCCGAACCUCGAUGAUAUGGACGAGGACCCCUAGCGGCCAUGUGAGCCGAACUGGAAACGAGGUCAGAUGAAGGCAGCGACCUGCUAAUGGUCUGUUGUUGUUUAGACUGAAACGCAUCAGCAAUCUGAAGCAGACUUUGAGGGGAGCAGACUACUCUCUCGAUGUCAGCAAGAGUCAUGGAAACUGCUAAUGAAGACCGAGGCUGUCUCCGGGCGUUCUUAAUGACUCUUCUUUUCCAAACGGUGCUGUUAUGUCUGUUUCUUAUCGGAUGUCAGAAACUCACGUUACGAUAAUAGAAAGGUUAGUAGCCGGUGUGAUUAUUAGGGAGAACGAUGCCGUCGUUUAUAGUAGUGUUCUUUCUGAAAGCAUCAAACUGGAACAUGCGCUUUUUUUUUUUAAUUCCUAUUCUAUGAUUUUCUAAUUCAUUUCGUCUUAAAGUAUAGGUUACACAGCAGACUGAAUGAUUUCAAAAGGGUCGUUUUUUUGCACUAAACAACACAACCACUGCAGCUGGUACAAUUAAAUGAAUUAUGUGAUGUAACAGCACAGGAUCCAGAAGAUGGCGCUUGUGUGGUCGGAUGAGAGGACAACUGAAUUAAAUCUGACCGAUGGAAUGGGAGAUGUUAUCUUCAGCGUGACUCUUGUUCUCAUGUCGUUUCAGAGCCAUUCUUUGGAUUUAUUCCUCAUACUGCAGUCUUAAUCUAAUAGCAGCUAAGCAGUGCAGAAAGAUGUCGGUCAAAAGCUACUGUGAGAAAGCUUUAUGACUUAUUAGCAAAGCUCUUUAAAUGCAAAAAAGUAAUGUAUUGAAAAUAACUGCUAACAACUUUUAUUAGAAAAAGAUCAACAGUGUUAUGUUCUUUUUGUUCCUUUCAUUUCUUUUCAUUUUUUAAAAAUAUGGUAUGUAUUGUACUGAAGAAUGAACCUUUCUAUGAAUCCCAGAACUGGAAAAUCAGAAUUUAUCUUUUUUUUUUUGGUAAUGGACAUUUUGUUGUUGUAGAAACCGCCUACAAUAGUAAAGUUAAGCUGGAUAGAUUGGCACAUUGUACCCACAUCCCUCUAGUGAAAAUGAGCAAAUAUGACGGGAAAACAAGCCAUUUUUUAAGUAGUUUUUUUUAUUUUUAUUAUUGUCCAUGAAAUGAAAUCUGUACCAUACACAAUGAAAUCUGGGAGAAAAAGGAUGGAGGAUUCCUCUAAAUCAUCACAUCUUGAUCACUAUGUUGCCGCUGGAUUGGCAAGUGUAAGUGUUGUGUAUAUUUUAGCACAUACUGGUUCAAUAAAAGCUAUACACUCCAUGUGUUUGGGGUGAUUAUUCAAGGCUUUGGAUUUGCUGAUGGUGGAUGAGAGAUCUGACUAAAUGAAGUUUUUGACAUUUUUGCAGGUCAUGAAAUGAUCAGUAGACCUAUAUUUGAAAGCCCUGGGCAUGUCUGCACCAGAAUAUCUUGAGGAGUUUCCCCCGCAUACAGCCCUUUCCACAAAAUUACUGCUAGAUUUCUGUUUACAGAUCUUGUUUGAACAAGACAAAAAUCAGUUCUGGCAAUUUGCUGUGCUUCACAAGUCAAUCAUCACUGUAUUGCGUUGCAUCAUAUGUUUUGAUAAUAAAACGAAGCAUUUAAAUAUCAA